GUUUCAGCUGUGGACCCCAAAGUUGUUUGCAUUGCCAAUCGAGUUGCUGAAAUUGUGUAUUCCUGGCCACCACCAGAAGAGCUCCCCUACCAGGAAGGAAGCUUCCAGUCAGAAGGGAGAUUAGUGGUCGGCCCAGGUGCCGAGCCCCAGAGCCUCCAGCUGAGAACUGCAAGUUCUAAGAAAGGUAAACUUCCCUUGGAGUAUUUGUGCUGGGCUGAGUGUUUGCUGGGCAGAGGUAUACGAGCACUUACACAUUUCUUCAGCUCAGGACACUUGAAGAGAGACAAGACUUUGAUGAACACCUUCCAGGAGGUGUCCUACUCUGUUUUCAAGACCAUCACAGACCAGUUCCUAAGGGGAGUGGACACCAGGGGAGAAUUGGAGGUCAGAGCUCAGAGCUGUAAGGCUGCCCUUGCAAUAGACAUCGUAGCCAAGCUCACCGCUGUUGACAACCACCCCAUGAACAGGGUGCUGGGCUUUGUAACCAAGUACCUGAGAGACAACUUCUCGCCCUGGGUCCAGCAGCAUGGAGGAUGGGAAAAAGUGCUUGGGAUAUCAUGUGAAGAGGUAGACUGACACAUCUGAAGGUCUGUAAUCUGGAACAUUCGUGCAGCAGUGGGCCGGUGUGCAUCAGCCUCAGCAUAGACUACAGGAGAAAAUUUAAAUGGACAGGCAGAUGGGGCCUUGGGUUUUCAAAACCAUCAUUUCUGUGAGCAAGAGGCAGCAGAAGAGUGUUGCUCCUGUCCCACGGAUAGACGGUAGAGGCGUGGCCCUUGACAUCCAUGUUUUCUAGGCCCUCCUUUGAGUGGGUGAGGAAAUCUGGAAAGGUAAGUGGAAUUUCGCCUUCCAGAUAUUCACAACAGAAGCCAUCAUCCUGCCUCUGUUGGCCACUUUAGGGAAUGUGUGUUAUAGAUAUUUGCUGUUCCCAUGAGAGGAAAAUGAUAAAUUGUGCAUGUUUCUACUCUUCAGUUUCCAUUACUAUUUAUUUUUAAAAUGAAACGAGGUCAUCAACAUUUUGAUUUUCCUCUUACUUUCUUUAUAAGAAAUGUGCUGUCAUUGGUUCAGAUACAACACAUAUAUAGACACAUAUGUUGUCUUCUAUAAAAGUUUAUUUGUGCCUUUGUCUUAUCCCUCCAGUAGACUGUAUUUUUCCAUCUAGAAAGGAGAGCUGCAUGUAUGUAGUUAAAAUUUCCAGCAUUGCACAUUAUACACAGUCGUCAUUUCUAAAUUGGAUUCUGUGUAUUUUGGUCUAGAUAUCAGGGCAGGUGUUCAUGGGAUGGUCUGGGCUCAAAGUAGUUAUAAUGAAAAGUUUUUACAGUCAAGCACACACAUAUGCUUGAUGUCACACACCUGUGUGCACAUGCACACACACACGCACACACAGACACACGUACUCAAUUGCGUGUGCACACAGCCUUUUUUCUUCAGUCUAUUCCAAAUUGCCAUAGUCCAUGAAGCUUUUGCAUCCCAGUAGCUACUCAUGAUCCAGGAGGAGGCGUGCUGCCUAGGCGGGGCUAAGUGCUCCCUACGAAGGGGCAAUGGGAGGGGACACCCCCAGAUGAUGAGGUCGUGCUUGGCAAGGCUGGAGACCGAACUCAGCUCUUGGCCUUUCCCUUCUGCGAUUCAAGCAUCAUUCUUCUUUACUAAGUGUUGUGUAAAAGUCUCACCAUACGUCAGUUGAUGGACUGUUCACCACUGACCAUGUUUAUAUUGCUUUUGCCUCACUUUGCCUCUGUUUUUUGAAUUUUUUAUGUAUAGAUGUAGUUUCAUGUAAAAUAAAUAUA
This is a messenger RNA of Manis javanica (Malayan pangolin), 1784 nucleotides long. The record is from RefSeq and is a predicted model, not a curated record. NCBI's taxonomy places the organism in Eukaryota, Metazoa, Chordata, Mammalia, Pholidota, Manidae.